UUGACCCGUUCCAAGCCACCCGCACACCUAGCGGCGACGGCUGGGCGACGACUCCUGCGCCACCACCAGUGGCGACCUGCAACUGCAAUCCUCGACCCACCUCACCUCCCUGCUGUCCCCCUCCACUCUCUCCUCCCUCCCGCCCGCCUUUCUUGGCUUUCUUCCUUGCGGCCACGACUAGGCCGCCGCCCUGCGCCGGGUCUUCGCCGGCGACGAGCACCCGUGCACCAGGUCCUGUACGGGCUCAGCUCCUGGUCCCAAUAGAGGUGUCUCGGUGGCUGUGGGUACUUGCGAAUUCGCCCUCUCCUUUUUGUUUUGUUUUUAAAAUUUCAGUUCCUGGAUUGAAACUGAGAGGGAAUUACCAAGAUAUGGCAAGGUUAUGCUGCUUCGGCGCCAGUUGCUCGGAGUUCACCGGACAUGGUUCGACAGCAUCUGGUAAAGGGAAAGGCUGUCAGGGGCAGGUCAAGGUCUGUUAUGGCUAUAAUCUUGUAAGAGGGAUGACGAAUCAUCCGAUGGAGGACUAUCACGUCGCCGAUCUUGUCGAUGUGAAGGGAAACGAGCUUGGUCUUUUUGCUAUUUUUGACGGCCAUCUAGGAGAUACCGUUCCCGCGUAUUUACAGAAGAAUUUGUUUCCAAAUAUUUUGAAAGAAGAAGAGUUUUGGACACAUACAGAUAGAGCAAUCACAAAAGCUUAUGAAAAAACAGACCAAGCUAUUUUAUCGCAUACUCCGAAUUUGGGACAAGGUGGCUCCACUGCUGUAACUGCCAUUCUUGUAAACGGCAGGAAGUUAUGGGUAGCUAAUGUCGGGGAUUCAAGAGCUGUUCUUUUGAAAGGUGGUGAGCCCAUACAGAUGUCAAUAGACCAUGAUCCGAAUGUUGAGCGCAGCGUAAUUGAAAAUAGGGGUGGCUUUGUUUCGAAUAUGCCAGGAGAUGUUCCCCGAGUAUGCGGUCAGUUGGCUGUCUCCAGAGCUUUUGGAGACAGGAAUCUAAAAUCACUAUUGAGAUCAGAGCCCGAUAUAAAAGUCGAAGACAUAGAUCACACGGCGGAGCUACUUGUCCUUGCGAGUGACGGCCUUUGGAAGGUUAUGAACAAUCAGGAGGUUGUCGAUUUGGCCAAAAGGUACAAGGAUCCAUAUGCAGCUGCCAGGCAAUUAACUGCCGCGGCGCUAAAAAGAGAGAGUAAAGAUGACAUAUCAUGUAUUGUUGUUCGGUUCAAGGCGUAAAUGGAUUGCAGGCGACUGACGGAGGAUUUUCAUCGAGAGCAGAGGAGUAAAUUAGGCCGACGGUAGUGGUAAUCCAAUGGAUGAAUAAUUACAGGGGGCGUUGGUGUAAAUGAUUUGUUGGCUCCAGUGUAAGUUCAUAGAUAAAUGUAUUCUAGGAUUGUUUGGCUUGGCGAUUUCAAAGGUACAGGUGUGAAGGCCCGAGAGCUAUCUAAAUAUAGCUAUCAUCUGUAAAUAAUGGUUGCAGAUAUUGGAAGUUGACCGUGCUCCAUUGUGAAUUUAUGAGAGUAGAUUGAGCAGAAAUUUGGAUUAGUUCUAAAAGAAAGAAUUGCAACUUGCAAGGUUA
Messenger RNA from Setaria italica (foxtail millet), 1566 nucleotides. RefSeq names its product probable protein phosphatase 2C 41. Gene Ontology annotation, cellular component: nucleus; cytosol. The record is from RefSeq and is a predicted model, not a curated record. Gene Ontology annotation, molecular function: protein serine/threonine phosphatase activity. The coding region runs from base 369 to 1223 and encodes 284 amino acids. NCBI's taxonomy places the organism in Eukaryota, Viridiplantae, Streptophyta, Magnoliopsida, Poales, Poaceae. The transcript has 6 exons. Gene Ontology annotation, biological process: protein dephosphorylation.